Harpia harpyja (harpy eagle) is the source of this 7306-nucleotide messenger RNA. It is a transcript of the gene SHROOM3, whose product is annotated as shroom family member 3. Bases 540 to 6674 code for a protein of 2044 amino acids. The transcript has 11 exons. The record is from RefSeq and is a predicted model, not a curated record. Gene Ontology annotation, molecular function: actin filament binding. Gene Ontology annotation, biological process: actin filament organization. Lineage: Eukaryota; Metazoa; Chordata; Aves; Accipitriformes; Accipitridae. Gene Ontology annotation, cellular component: apical plasma membrane; cortical actin cytoskeleton; apical junction complex.
CGAGAGGGAGAAGACGCUUCCAUUCUUUUAGUGCAGUGGGCUGAGGCAAAAAGGCCAUUGUAAUGGUAAAUCGCAUGCAGAAAGGAAGAAAAGACUGAUAAUCAAUCACAAAUGAAGCAUUCGUUUGGAUUUUGGCAAUUUGCUGGCCAGGGGCUUUUAAAUCUAUAAACAUUUUUUUUCUUUUUUUGCUCCUAUCUUUAAAAGCACAAGUUUGAUAUACUGAAGACAGGAGGAGAAAUCUUUACAAAGCUAUCAUGCCCAGAAUACCUGCGAAUGGGGAAAGCACAGUGUUGAAACACCAGUAAAACUAUGCAAUUCUGAAGGAGAAACAGCAUGCUGAAACGUUGUUGGGAAAUGUUUUUAAGCCAUCACCUUGGACUCCAGUGCUGAAGAAAAAUUUUCUGUCUCAGCCUUUUCUUGUUUCACGUAUUCAGGGAUGACUUGUGGUGGACUUCUGGAGUUUAAUUUCCAACUUCACUGUUCUGUGAUUGCCUGAGUGGGUUUUAUAUUUGACUGAGUAUGUGAUAGGACAGCUGAGGAUGUUAGACAAUAUUAACACCAGCAUAUCUUCUUCAGAGCCCAGCAUUACCCAUAAAGGAAGAUACAUCUACCUGGAGGCACUGCUUCAAGGAGGCGCUCCAUGGGGAUUCACACUGAAAGGCGGACUGGAGCAUGGGGAGCCAUUAAUCAUCUCAAAGAUCGAGGAGGGAGGUAAAGCAGACUCCCUGCCUUCCAAGCUGCAGGCUGGUGACGAAGUGGUGAACAUCAAUGAGGUGGAACUGAGCAGCUCCAGGAGAGAGGCCAUCUCCCUGGUUAAAGGGUCCUACAAGAAACUGAAGCUAGUCGUCCGCAGGGACACACAUGCAGCAAAGGGAUGUACCGACCUGUCUCCCAACCCACUCAGUCUGAACUGCGUGACCACUGACUUUCAGCCCAGCAAAACCACAUGGUCGGGAGGAGUUAAGUUACGGCUGAAGACCAGGCGGAGCGAAACUCCAGGCCGACCUCACUCCUGGCAUUCAACCAAACUUGUGGAGAACCAACCCGAUCCCAGCAUGAUGCAAAUAUCUCAGGGUACGCUUGGCACCCCCUGGCACCAGUCCUACCACUCCAGCUCCUCAACCAGCGAUCUCUCUGGCUAUGAGCAUGGCUAUCUGAGGAGAAGUCCUGAUCAGUACAGUUCCCGGGGCAGCAUGGAGAGCUUGGACCACUCCUCCCCUGGCUAUCACCCUUGUCACCUGUCCCCGGCCAAAUCCACCAACAGCAUCGACCAGCUCUCCCACUUCCACAGCAAGAGAGACUCUGCCUACAGCUCCUUCUCCACCAACUCUAGCAUCCCUGAGUAUCCCGCUCCCCCAUUCAGCAAGGAGCACUCCUGCUCUACGGACACCAUGCAGUCCCGAGGCAGCCUGCAGGAGGGCAUGAGGCAAGCUGACAUCAGGUAUGUCAAGACAGUCUACGACGCCCAGCGAGGGAUCUCUGAGGAGUAUGAGGUGCAGUCCUCUGCCUUGCUUCCAAGUUGCGAGGCCCGGGCUUCGCUGGAUGGUCGCGGCCACAGCAGGCUCCACGGCUUCAGCCGGCACAACGCAGCUCCCUCCUGGGCGCAGCCAGGCCAGGGCUCCUCGGACAGCAAGAGCCAGCCCCCCAAGGGACCUCCCUUGCCUCCCACUCGCAGCGACAGCUACGCAGCCAUUAGGCAUCAUGAGAGGCCCAGCUUAUGCACUGGCCUUGAUCUGAACAAGCCUGGUCGAACCCAGGCGAAAGGGGCCUGGCCUCUGCUUGUCAGCACUCUAUCCCAGGGUCCGCUGCUGAAAACCCCCUUCGGAGAAGGGCAUCUGCACACUGUGGUGGAGAAGAGCCCAGAGAGCAGCCCCACCAUGAAGCCCAAGCAGAGCUAUUCCCAGCCAGCCCAGCCGGGGCAGCCCCUGCUGCCUACUGGUGUCUACCCAGUACCUUCCCCAGAGCCGCACUAUGCCCAGGUGCCCCAGCCUUCUGCAAGCAAUAACGGGAUGCUUUAUCCAGCUCUGGCCAAAGAAAGCGGGUACUCACCGCCUCUUCCAGUCUCUUAUGACAAGGCCGUAGCCAGCAGCACCCUGGGCUUUGACGAGAAUGGAAGCCAAAGCACUACAAACAGAUCAACCAUCUUCUACCAGCCCCCAGCAGCUGAGAGAAAGCGCGAUGCUGCAGCAAAACUUCUCCAGCAGAAACCUCCUAGCGCGGCAGGCCCAGAAGUCUGCCUGACCACGUCGAGAAAGGAGGAGUUGUUACCUCUCUACAAGGUAGCACACAGCAACCGAGAGACUGCAGGUACUGCGCAGGCCUCCAAACACAGUCUUCAAGCUCCGCAGCCCCAUCUGAGGGAUGCUAGUGAGCGAAAAACCCAUUACCAGCCCAAAGAGGACUGGACAGCUGAAUCCCAGGAGGACAAAAAUGGCAACACACAGAUAAACGAGAGAGACGCUGCUGCUCACCACCAGUGGGGUCACAGCAGGGCCAAGCAGUAUGGCUUCUCCUCCUUGCAGAACAUCCCAGAGAGCUCCAGGAGGCAAAGCAGCUCUGAGUUAAAAGAGGUGCAACCAGGCGAGGGUUAUUCCAACACCAAACUGUCCUUCUUGAACAGCAGCAGUAAAGAGGAGAAGGAUCACAGGGGACAGGGGCAAAAACAGUGGAGUGACGUGGACCCACAGGCCUUUGCGAGGCAGGAGGAGGAGGGCACGAGCGUGACUCCGUUCCACGCUGCCGAGCCAGAGUGCAAAGAGCCCCCUUCUCCACAGCACCCAAAGACCUCUGAUUUUGGGAGGAGCCGGCUCAGCUCUAGCAGCACCCAAAGCUUUCCCUAUGGCAAACCAGACGCUGGCAAGCCCCGCUGCUCGGUGCUGGAGAAGGUCAGCAAGUUUGAGCAGCGAGAGCAAAGCACUCACUGGCCCCAGAGCGCUGGCGUUCCCAGCUUCGGCCAGCACUACGGGCCAAGCAGGACGAGCCAGGCCUCCAGCGCGAGGUGCUCUCUGCACAGCCUGGAGGACACGCGGAGCAAGCUCCGUGAGCCUGGCCAGCUGCCCAGUGAGCCAGGCAGGGUCUCCAGCCCCUCCGUCAGGAACGGGAAGCUGGAAGAGGCUGACUGGCACCCCAUAGAGUUGCAGAUGGCGGCUUCGGUGAAGCAGGCAAGACCCAGCGAAUACUACAGCCUGUGUCCUGAAAAUGAGGUGCAAAUAAGGGCGGCUCAGCUACCGAGGAGUAAAAGCACAUUCCAGCUGGGAGGUGAGCCUGAGAAGGAGAUCCUCUGGAAGGAUAAUGUCCAGGAUGCCCAUGGGUCACAGCUGGACACACCAUUUAACAGGGCCUACAGGAACAGCAUUAAAGAUGCUCAGUCCAGGGUGUUGAGGGCUACUUCCUUCCGUCGCAUCAGCCCCCCGUUCGGGAGCGCACCCAAGAGGACGACCCAGAGGCCUGCCUCGGCCCACGUGGGCAUGAGGAGCACGGCGGCGUCUCCCCAUACGCCGAAGGAGAGGCACAGUAUCACGCCAACGGAAGGCAGCCUCUCUGCCCUGGACUAUGCCAAGACACAGCACAUCUUGCGCAUCGGGGGUCGAAAGCGGCUGACAGCAGAGCAGAAGAAGCGGUCUUACUCGGAGCCGGAGAAGAUGAACGAGGUGGGCAUCUCUGAUGGGGAGCCGUCGCCUUUCUCCUUCCAGAAGAAGAGCAUCCAUUUUGUCUUCCCAGAGAAUACGGUGGCUGACCGGCGUAAGAUCUUCGAAAGGGAUGGCAAAGCUUCUUCCACAGCCAGCCUCUCCAAGCCGGAGCUCAAGCAACUCCAGCAGAACGCCCUCGCUGACUACAUCGAGCGCAAAACAGGGAGACGGCCAUCCUCACAAGAUGUCGGACUGCUGAGGGAGCGCUCCCACAGCUCCUACCUACAGGCAGGUGGCCCAGACAGCCAGAGCCUUUCCUCUGCCUCCAGCAUGAAUUCUCUCCAGGACCAGAACCUUUACCGACGGAGAGAGUCCAUAGAGCGGAUAUCUAGGACGGGGCGGAUAUCUUCCACCCUUCCUCCUGGCCUGAUGGGCUGCUUCGAUAUGAGUGGAGAUGAGAAGAAGACAGGGCACCAGGACAGCUUGGUCACAAGCCGACCGAAAACGGAGAGGUGCCGGGACUACAGAGCCAAAACGGAGCUCACCAAAGGCACGCAGACAGACCCUCUGGGCAUGCAGGGCCAGCCUCACUACAGCAAGCAGGAGCAGGUCUUUGAAACACCCUCCGCCACCAGGAAAUCUGGGAAAUCGGUGUCUGUGGAAGACUUGCUCGAUAGGUACGACAAUCAGACAGUCCCUGUGCAUGUACGUUCCAGAUCGUCUCCCACAGCGGAUAAGAAACACCAGGACCUGCUGAGAAGGGAAGGCAGUGAAUUUGGCCCCAUGGUGAGAGAUCCUUUCUAUGUGGUCAGCGCAGGAACCAGGUCUUUCAGCAAGAAAGAAAGAAGCCACUCAGAAAAAAUGGCAUUCACAAGUUAUUAUCCCCAUCCUCGCCACAGCAGCGAGGUUGUUACCGGGUCUGCCACGCUGACCGAGAACCACAAGCUCUCAGAACUUUCCAGGCCAGAUAGCAGGACUUCUGCAUUUGUCCCAUCCCCAACAGAGGCAAGGAGUCACUAUCCUGAGCAAAAGCAAGGUUUUAAGCCCUUGUUCCUUAGCCUUACUCCUUCUGGAUCUGGCCAGUCCUCCCCUAAUACUCCCACCCAGACUCCCUCAGACUUCCAGAGUGCAGGUGAUGGCCAGGCUCUGAGACAGCACCAUGCCAAACGAGAUGCUGUUCCCCCUGAGGGCAACGGUAAUAUUCAGGCACAGUGUUUGGAUGGUGUCCAGGAUAGAUCCCCUGAAACUCCCGCGGAAGAAAUGAUGUGGAGAAGGAAAGCCGGGCUGCUUCACAGAUCCCUCCCGCCCAAAGUGGUGUGGGCUCAUUCGGUCAAAGACAACAGCUACCCAAGGGCUAUGGUGUCUCCUCCAGUGGCUGGGCCAAAGUUCUUCCAGAGGUGGCAGUCCCUGCCGACACAGAGCAGCACUUCUUCUGACCCAGAGACUCCUCCUCCUCAGGGGACAACCCAUCUCCGAAUCUCGGAGUCGGGCCUGCAGCUCACGCCCCCGCCAUUGCUGCAGGAUGAUGAAGACGACGAGGUGUUUGUCAUGCCUGCCCAGCCCGGUGUCAUUGCUUCACCGUUGUCACCCCCACUGCCAUCCCGUCCUCUUCCUGAGCUGAGCUCUUGCACUUCUGCAAACGGCACGGAGGAAUUCCCACCUCCUCCCCCACCGGUGGCGCUUGAGGGGAAUGGGGCAGCUGGAGACAAAUCCACCAGGCUCACAGAGGAGGCCAAAGUGAGCAGCUUCAAAAGCUUUCCCAAAGCCCCGGCCGAGAGGGAGAUAACAGGGUUGGGCACCAGUAUCGGUGAAAAUAAUUGGCCCCUCUCACCGCCUGCAUCAAAGAGGACUAGCUCUCCAUCUGCUGUGGAUAAGCAGCACCCAUUACCUGCUUCUACUGAAGGGCCUCAAGGUGCUGAUAGACAGCCCAUAACUCAACCUGAAGGUAACCACAGGGAGCCAGCAGUCAUCGCUGGAGAGUCAGAAAAUGGCAGCCUGGACUCCGGGAUACUCAGCGCAGCACCUCCAGUGAAAACAAAGAAAAAGACCCCAGAGGAUAUUAAGUCAGAGGCUCUAGCAAAAGAAAUUGUCCAUAAAGACAAGUCUUUGGCUGAUAUCCUGGACCCAGAUUCCAAAAUGAAGACAACCAUGGACUUAAUGGAAGGGCUUUUCCCCAGUGGAACCAGCUUGCUGAAGGAGAGCAACAUGAAAAGGAAGAUGACGCAGAAGAAAGUUAGCAGGACAGCAGUCGAAGAUGACAUGAGAGAAGAAAAGGAAGCUGCUGUAACCCUGGUCACCUGUCCUGCUUAUUACAGUGUUUCAGCACCCAAAGCAGAACUGCUGAAUAAAAUCAAGGACUUGCCAGAAGAAGUAGGUGAGGAAGAGGAGCUGCUAGACAUCAAUGAGAAGAAGGCUGAGCUCAUCGGGAGCUUGACCCACAAACUGGAAAUCCUGAAGGAAGCCAAGGAGGGUCUGCUUGCAGACAUUAAGAUGAAUAAUGCUCUUGGAGAGGAGGUGGAGCUGUUGAUCAGCAAGCUAUGCAAACCUAACGAGUUUGACAAGUACAAGAUGUUCAUUGGUGAUUUGGAUAAGGUGGUGAACCUCUUGCUCUCCCUCUCGGGACGCCUGGCCCGCGUAGAGAACGUUCUGAGCAGUCUGGGGGAAAAUGCCAACAGUGAAGAGCGGAGUUCGCUGAACGAGAAGAGGAAACUGCUGGCUGGCCAGCACGAAGAUGCCCGGGAACUGAAGGAAAACCUUGACCGUCGAGAACGGGUGGUCUUGGAAAUCCUGGGCAACUACCUCUCUGAGGAACAGCUCCAGGAUUACCAGCACUUUGUAAAGAUGAAGUCCGCACUCCUCAUAGAGCAGCGAGAGCUAGACGAUAAAAUCAAACUGGGUCAGGAACAGCUCAAGUGCCUGAUGGAAAGCCUCCCCACAGACUUCACGCCCAGGGAUGCAACAGCAGCAGCUGCCCUAGCUGCAGCACUUGCUACCUCUGCCGGGGUCGGUGGUAAAACACCUCCAGCAGUCUCUUCCUCACUCUAACCUUUCCCAGGUGGACCUGGGAUACAGUCCUCCUGCCUGAGUCUAUUUAAUCCAAGUACUUGGCAGAUGGUUCUCUACAAAGACAAUGAAUGGAGACAGGUUUAAAACAAGAUUUUAAUGAAGGAAAAAAAUAGCAAUAAUAAAGGUUUUAUUUUCCUUUCCUUCCACCUCUGCUUCCUGGAAACUUAAAUCAAUGUGGAGGGAAAUCUCCUCCUUCCAGAGAGGAGGAAGAGUCUCACAACAAUUAAACACAUUACCUUUAAUAAAAAACAUGACUUCCUCUCUUCCCUCCCUUUCCUGCCUACCCGGCACCUCAUUAAAUAAUGAAGGAUCUAAAAGAAUGAAGCCUUAAAAAUAAAACCAACCCAUUCUACUGAACAUUAUUGAUAUUUAUAUUUUUUAAAGAACAAGACAGAAUGUGUAAGUUUUUGUACAUACUCUAAUCAGUUACUUGAUUCUACUUUGUUCUGUAUGUAGAAAAGACAUUUAAUUUUGUAUUUUGUGAAAACCUUAACAAAAAGAGGGAACCCCAAAGAUAGUCAUGCAUUAGCUUGGAACAUCUCUUCGUGGUUUUGUUGCUGUUGUUGUUGUUGUUUUUUAAUAUAAUAAAGGGCUACCAGAAGAUGCUUUAA